Messenger RNA from Closterium sp. Naga37s-1, 2409 nucleotides. Lineage: Eukaryota; Viridiplantae; Streptophyta; Zygnematophyceae; Desmidiales; Closteriaceae. The record is from the annotation of a GenBank genome assembly.
AUGUUCAAGCAAAUCCAGAGCGCGUACGAAGUGCUAAGCGAUAAGCACGAGCGAGCGUGGUACGACAGCCAUCGCGACUCGAUCCUUCGCGGCGAGACACACCACGACGGCGAAAACCACGACGAAGACGAAGACGAAGAUCUUUGGGGUUACUUCUCCGCCUCCGCGUACUCUGGUUACGGCGACACAGGCGAAGGGUUUUACGCAGUGUAUGCGAAGAUUUUCGACGAGAUCUUCGAGAAGGAGCUCGCAGCGGCUCGGCGCGCGGCGCAGAAGGGGGAGGAGGUGGACAUGUCGGCGCCGCCGUUCGGCAAGAGGGACAGCUCAGCUGCUGACGUGUCGGCGUUCUUCAAAUACUGGCAGUCGUUCGUGAGCGUGCGCGAAUUUUCGUGGAAGGAUCAGUACAAUCUGGCCGAGGCGCCCAAUCGACGGGUGCGGCGGCUGAUGGAGGAGGAGAACGCGAAGCUUCGAAGGAAGGCGAAGCGCGAGUUCAACGAGGCGGUUCGCCAGCUGGCGGCGUUCGUGAAGAAGCGCGACCCGCGCGUGAAGGAGCAGCAGGCGGAGGCGCGGCGCGUGGCGGCGGAGCGCGAGGCGGAGGCGAAGCGGCGGAGGGAGGAGGAGCGGAGAGAGAAGGCGCGACGUGCGCAAGAGUAUGAAGACCCGGAGUGGGCGCGGGGGGAGGGGGAGGACGAGGGGGAGGAGGACGAGGAUGAGGAGGGAGUUGGAGUGGAGGGGCGCGGAGAGGGCGAGGGGAGGCGGAAGGCGGGGAGGAUGGAUGAGGAUGAUGAUUGGUUUGGGGAGACUAAGAAAGGGGGGCGGAAGGGGAAGGGAAAAGGAAAGGGAGGAGCAGGGGCAGGGGCAGGGGGAGGGGCAGGGGCAGAUGGAUCCGUAACUGUGGCAAACGGACAGGGCGACGGGCAGGGUUCGGAGAGAGGCGGAGGCAAGAAGAAAAAGAAGAAGGGCCGGCAGGGAGACGCACACACGGGGGGAGGAGACAGCGCGCAGGGGAACGGGAGGGGGCAUGCGGUUGGGGAAGGGGAGGCGGAACUAGGUGAGGCAGGGAUGGGUGGGGACGGUGCGGUGGGGAUGGGUGAGGUGGGGUUGGAUGAGGCGUACUGCGUGGUGUGCAGCAAGGCGUUCAGGAGCGCGCAGCAGCUGGGGAACCACGAGCGCAGCAAGAAGCACCUGGUGCGCCUGGCGCAGCUCAGGGCGGAACUGCUGGCGGACGAACUGGCGGAGGCGCAGGGGGGCGAGGGGGAUGGGGAAGAGGGGGAGGAAGUGGAAGAGGAGGACGGAGAGGAGGUGGAGGAGGUGGAGAUGGCAGAGGGGAAGGAGGGAGAUGGCGAUGGGGAUGGGGAUGGGGAUGGGGAAGCGGUUGGUAGGACAGAGAGUGAAGGGGACGAGAGGGAGGAGGGAGAGGUGGAGGAGGAAGAAGGGGAGGGGCUUGACGGAAUAAGAGGGGCGGAGAACGAUGGAGCAGGAGAGGAGGAUGAGGAGGAGGAGAAAAAUGAGGAGGAAGAGGAUGAUGAGGAAGAAGAGAAGGAAGAGGAGGAAGAAGAGGAGGAGGAGGCAGGUGAGAUGGAUGAGGAGGAGGAGAUGGCAAUGCUGGCCGCGAUGCUGGCCCGACAAAAGAUGGCUGAAAAGAAAAAGAGGAAGGAGAAGGCGAAGAAGAAAGAGGAGCAAGAGGAGGAUAGGGAAGAGGAAGAGGAGAAAGAGGAGGAGGGAGCGGAAGCGACAGCAGAGGGUGAGAGCAGGGACACGUCAGCAACGAAUGAGAUAGAUGCAAGAGAGGCGCUGCAGAGUGGUGGCGAGGGGGCUGGUCCUGCUGCUGCCCCUGCUGCUACCCCUGCUGCUGCAAAUGGCUUGCAUGAGGCGGCGGAUGGGUUGGCAGGGGAGAGAGACGGACAGGGGGCAGCAGCAGGUGACAAUGGUGAAGGUGACAAUAAGGAGGGUGGUGAGACGGAGGGGAGGGAGAGUGAGGGAGCAGCGGGGGGAGGCGGAGAGGGGGAGGCUGAGGAGGAGGGAGUUACUAAGGGGAAGGGGAAGAAGGGGAGGCGGAGGGCAGCAAAGGGUGCGGGGGGAAAGGGCGGAGGUUCAGGGGGAAAAGGUGCAAUGGGGGAAGAUGCAGUGGGGGACUCAAGCUGGCCGAAAGCGAACCUGCGUGGGGGAGGGGGUGUUGGCGGCGGUGCGGAGGACGGCGGGGGGGAGAGGGGGGGGAGGGGUGGUAGGGGCAGCAAGAAGGAGAGAAGAAAGGGGAAGAACGCAGAGCCGGCACUGGAAUGUGGAGUGUGUGGUCUCGAGUUCGAUUCCAGUCACGACCUGCCCAUCCCUCCUCCCUCCCCCUCUAUUGCCAGGAACCAACUAUUCAAGCACAUAGCAACCAAGGGGCAUGCGCAGCUCAAGACAUGA